This is a messenger RNA of Xenopus laevis (African clawed frog), 2313 nucleotides long. RefSeq names its product forkhead box B1 L homeolog (gene foxb1.L). The transcript has 2 exons. NCBI's taxonomy places the organism in Eukaryota, Metazoa, Chordata, Amphibia, Anura, Pipidae. Gene Ontology annotation, molecular function: DNA-binding transcription factor activity; DNA binding; sequence-specific DNA binding. Bases 293 to 1261 code for a protein of 322 amino acids. Gene Ontology annotation, biological process: regulation of DNA-templated transcription; cell differentiation; animal gross anatomical part developmental process. Gene Ontology annotation, cellular component: nucleus. The record is from RefSeq and is a predicted model, not a curated record.
GUUUGAGGAAGGACAUGGAGACAAUUACUUAGCUUAUCUCCCACCCUGCAAAAAAGGAAACCUUUCCCCCUCCCCACACCCUUGUUAAUUCAGCCACUAGCCAGGACAGGAGCUCAUUCCCGAUGCUGAAGUGAAGAUCAGAGUUUCUCCUCAGAGGGACCAGGCAAUUCCUAUCUGCUCUGCCAGGGAGGGGGUCCUACUUUGUGAACCAGAGGCUUCAUCUUCUGAGCCGCAUUCCGGAUGCAGUGACAACUUCUAGGAACUUUAAGGUUUUCCCUGUUUGCAAGUGAAGAUGCCUCGUCCUGGGAGAAACACCUACAGCGACCAGAAGCCUCCUUAUUCCUACAUUUCCCUGACCGCCAUGGCCAUCCAGAGCUCACAGGAGAAGAUGCUGCCCCUCAGUGAGAUCUACAAGUUCAUCAUGGACCGCUUCCCCUACUACAGAGAGAACACCCAGAGGUGGCAAAACUCUCUGAGGCACAACUUGUCUUUCAACGACUGUUUCAUCAAAAUCCCAAGGAGACCUGAUCAGCCUGGAAAGGGCAGUUUCUGGGCGCUGCAUCCCAGCUGUGGGGAUAUGUUCGAAAACGGCAGUUUCUUGAGGCGCAGGAAGAGGUUCAAGGUGAUGAAAUCGGACCAUCUGGCCCCCAGCAAAGCCUCGGAUGCCGCCCAAUACCUGCAGCAACAAGCCAAGAUAAGACUGAGCGCCCUAGCGGCCUCUGGUACUCACCUGCCCCAGAUGUCCACCUACAAUCUAGGGGUAUCUCAGACUUCCAGCUUUAAGCACCCCUUUGCCAUUGAGAACAUUAUCGCCAGAGAGUAUAAAAUGCCAGGAGGACUUGCCUUUUCCACCAUGCAGCCCAUGCCAGCCGCCUACCCUCUCCAUAACCCAUUGACUACUGUUGGGAGUUCCAUUGGCACAGGCUGGCCCCACAUGUACAGCUCCACCAUGCUGGACUCAACCACCCCCAUAUCAAUGGCCAACAGCGACUACAGUGUCAGCGCCUAUGGAGUACCUAUCAAACCUAUAUGCCAUGGGGCACAAACCUUACCGGCCAUCCCAGUCCCAAUAAAACCAACGCCAGCAUCUUUGCCAGUGCUACCAGCCCUCCCAACACAUAUCCCAGCUAUCCUAUCGAACUCCUCUCCAUCCCUGAGUCCAACCUCUCCACAGACAGCCACAAGCCAAAGCAGUCCUGCUACUCCCAGCGACCUUCUCACCAACCCCCCCACCGCCCUGCUCUCUGUGGCCGUGCACUGACCCACCUGCUGACACUCUACUCAUCGCAUAGUCUUGCUGCCCACUUGCUUGUUGGCUGAGAGAAACUCUUGACUUCAGGACAGAGCUUUCACUCUUGGGCAAGUCUUGUCUAUUUAAAGCGUCAUUCUAUUAAAAUGUGUUCAAGAAGAAAAGCAGGAAUUCCCAUAGUGAAAUGUAAUAUCUUUCCAAACCUGUGGAAGAAUGAAACCUGAAGAUUAGGAUAACCACUGAACUAUAGAAUUAGUGAUGCCUGCAAUGAACUGCCUCUUAUCAAUAUAGUUACACAUAUUUGUAACAUUUUAUCAAUCUAGUUACACAUAUUUGUUACAUCUUAUCAAUAUAGUUAGACACACACACACACACUUGUUACAAUAAUAUCAAAGGUCUCUUUAGACCAAAUCGACAUUCUUUUGUCAUUUUGUGAUUUGCACAUGAUAUACAUUGAGUGUUUUCUCUGCAGUACACCUAUACUGCACAAGUCGGUCGGUUCUAUAGCUAGUAUAUAUGGACAACAAUUAGGAGGAAUAAAAGAUACAACAAAUUCACAUUACCUGCCCAUGUGUAAAUACUGAGCCCCACAUUGUGCUCUAUGUAGCAUUGGUUAUCAUGUGUAAAGCUGAUACGCGCCGAUACAAUUAUAUUUAUUAUUAAGGACAGGAGCAGUCAGGCAUUUAGCUGAAUAGCUGUAAUAUUGCUCCUGUGAGGCACCUGUAAAUGUUUGUGAAUACGAAAGGAUAUACGUUGUGUACAAUGCACUUUUAUUUGGACCCCCCACCUGUUUUCUCUGCUAACUCAGAUGUUUUUUCUGGAAGCUGAAAGUCGCUCCUUUGCUGUGUGUGCUGGACUGUCUCAUUCUAAGUGAUUCUGCUGUCACUGAAUUGUAAAGUAAUGACCCUUGCGAUUGCUUCUUGUACAGGCAGCAUGGCAUCUCCAGUGUUGUGUUCCCUCCGCAGCAUGUGUGUACUGUAACAGGCCCAUGUACAAAGACAAUUGUGUUAAAUUAUGAUAAUAAUUGUGCAAAUAAUAUUUUCUCAUUAAAAUGUCGAAAAAUA